CCCCCAUUUUGUUUUUGUGCGGCAUAAUGAGCCUCCUGGAGUUUCACUCGUAUAACGAGUAUGUGGACCAGUUCACAACCCUCAGCGACGUUCGCUAUUUGCGCAACUGGGACUUGCAGAGAAAACUAAUCAAGAAUGCCUGCGGCAAGAGCUGCCUGGGCGGCCUGCUCACUGAGGAGGAGUACCACGAUCGUCGUCAGAAGGAGUUGGACAUGUUGAAGCCGCGGGGUCUUGCUGAGUCUCAGCUCUUUGGCGACUUUUUGAACAACAAUGAUCGCGUGCUAAAGCAAAUAGCCAAGCGAGAGAAAAUGUUGCUCAAUAAGCAAUUGUCGACUAUUAUCUACCUGUUGAUGCGCUCCAGCAAUGGCCUGGAGGUGUCUGGUUUCAUCGACCUGGAGCAAAGUUUGCGCGAGUCUCGGUUCCUUGGCUCCAAGUACUUCGUGGACUGGAAGGGUGUGUUCGAGGGCACGGUCAAGCUCAAGCCGGGAAAACACCACCUGAGCCACUAUGACUGGUACAAGAACCGAGUGGUGUACAACGACAGCGAUAACUUCCAGGUGGUCGACGAGGGGGCGCACAGCCUGCUGAUGCAGCACCGCGGCGACCACAAGAUGAUCUGUGUCAAUACGAAAUGUGACUGUCCCGCCUCAAAGAACGCCAGACGCUCCAUGCACGCGUCGCCCAUUUAUGGACAUGCCAUAUUUUUCGAUCACAUAAUCAGGCGCAUCAAUUAACAUGGACUUAGUGUGUCAAUAAAAGUCAAUUAGGGGUAAAU
Molecule: messenger RNA, 775 nt
Organism: Drosophila subobscura
Lineage: Eukaryota; Metazoa; Arthropoda; Insecta; Diptera; Drosophilidae
Product: cilia- and flagella-associated protein 299
Exons: 2
Coding region: 27-734 (235 amino acids)
Source: RefSeq, a predicted model, not a curated record